Molecule: messenger RNA, 210 nt
Organism: Macrosiphum euphorbiae (potato aphid)
Lineage: Eukaryota; Metazoa; Arthropoda; Insecta; Hemiptera; Aphididae
Source: the annotation of a GenBank genome assembly
AUGUUGACAAUGAUCCUGACAAAAACAGCAAAAAAAAUGAAAAAUGACACUAUGACAAAUAUAACCGCACCGAAAUCUGCAGAUUCAUCAUCGCUGAAUACACCAGUAACUAAUAUUUCAUCUGGUAGUGCCACUACCACAUUUAAUUUAGAUAUAGCAAACUUUUUAAAAGAAUCUAAAAUUAGUAUAACUGACCAUGACCGUGCUUGA